Elgaria multicarinata webbii is the source of this 1825-nucleotide messenger RNA. RefSeq names its product SPRY domain containing 4 (gene SPRYD4). The record is from RefSeq and is a predicted model, not a curated record. Gene Ontology annotation, molecular function: protein binding. The coding region runs from base 144 to 725 and encodes 193 amino acids. The transcript is spliced from 2 exons. NCBI's taxonomy places the organism in Eukaryota, Metazoa, Chordata, Lepidosauria, Squamata, Anguidae.
GGCUGCGAGGCUGGAGCUUGUGCAGCAUUGGACACCGUUUCGUGGGAGAAGUACCUCGGAGAGGUAGGGUUCUUUGGAGUUGAGUAGAAAACAACGCCUCGCAACGAAAUGCUCCUACAGCCACUAAAUAUCUCUGAGCUGCGAUGGAUAUUUCUACCUUCUUCUUUUGCCCGUGGGAGAUCAGUUUCAAACUAGAUGAGAAAACAGCCCACAGUACCUUGGAUUUGUUCAAAAAGGACACUGGUGUCAUUUACCGUGUGCUGGGGAUUGAUCCUACCAGAGUUCCCCAGAACCCUGAACGCUUCAGGGACUGGGCUGUAGUACUGGGUGACACAGCCACAUCCAGCGGCUGCCAUUACUGGGAAGUGACUGUCAAGCGAUCACAACAGUUCCGCAUUGGGGUGGCAGAUGUGGAUGUCUCCCGGGAAGUCUGCAUUGGAAUGGAUGACCAUUCCUGGGUCUUUAGCUAUGCUAACCGGUGUUGGAAUGCCAUGUUUGCCAAUGAGACCACUCCCAUCAGCAACGUUGGCAAGCCAGAGAGAGUGGGCCUGCUCUUGGACUUUGACAACAAGAAACUCAACUUGGUGGAUAUAAGCAAAAACGUGUUCAUCCACAGCAUGCCUGCGGAGUUCCAAGGCCCUGUGGUGCCUGCCUUUGCCCUCUGGGAUGGUGAACUGCUAACUCAUACAGGACUUGAUGUACCUGAGAAGCUCAACCAAAACUAAAAAUGUCUUAAGCCCAGUUUGUUCGGAUGGAUUCUCUACCUGGGAGACCAGACUAAUAAAUACAACAAAUGGAAGCAGUUUGGACAGUGGAAUCAAGAGGACUGAACCUUGCCAUACUAGGAGCCAGCAGUUUUCACUACUGUUAAACUUGCUUCCUCUAUAGGAAAAAGUCAGUUGAAACCUAUCCCAGUUUGCAAUGAAGUAAGAUUUUACUCACUCAAUGACAGGACCACAUCCUAACUUUCUGCCUCUGCUCCCCCAUCUCCUGUGUUGCAAAUGAAAUUUGCUCUCCACAGUAUUUGGACACAUUUGGCUUACGUUUUGUGUGUGUGUGUGUUUCUAUACGGGAAAAUAUCCUGGGAAGAAGUUUGCCACAUAGUGGUUUGAAAGAGCAAGCUUAUUUCUUGACAGCUAUUUUGAGUGUGUGAGAUCAACUGCACCCGUCAGUGCUCUUAUCUCAUGUCCUUUGAUUAUGUGAAGAGACCCCAUUCCCAGCAGAAGUAUCUGCCCAUGCUUUCAGAUGUAUGAAGGCAGGAAAUUUCCAUUUUAAUAGGAUCCUCUGCAUAUAAUACAUAGCCACCAUUGCCCCCUGCUGGUCCAGUGGGAGGACAGCCAAGCCUACAUCUAAGCAGAUGGCAUCUCACUGACAUGCCCAGCGGAGAUCUAACCCUCCUGCAAUAACAAAUGUUGCUGUACACAUCAGUUCCGUAGGAACUACUUUCUUAAGAUAUAGCUCAAGAAUCCCUCCCAUUCUGUGAUAACCUGUGUUAGCAAGAAACUGUAUCUACAGUAUUUUUAUUUUUAAAUACUUAAGAGAGCAGAAACAAGGGUCAAGGCAAUUUAGAUCUCCUGCUAUAUCUAGUCUCACAGACUUGUGCGGAAGGGGCUGGCAGAAGAGAUUUGUCAUAACUAACCACAAUCACCCAAGUCAGAGUUCUCUGACAUCUAGCACACUGGCAAAUUCUCCAGAGAGUGGUUUUAUUUUAUGGAAUACAACUGAGACAUGAGGACCUAUUUUGAAUCAGGAAGAGCAGCCCCAUGUAAUGUGUUGGUAGCCGUGCAACUAUCACAAUCAAUAAAAAUGAAUUUAUUUAAAACAA